Molecule: messenger RNA, 924 nt
Organism: Podospora pseudocomata
Lineage: Eukaryota; Fungi; Ascomycota; Sordariomycetes; Sordariales; Podosporaceae
Gene: tfa2
Product: transcription factor TFIIE beta subunit, TFIIEB, Tfa2
Exons: 1
Coding region: 1-924 (307 amino acids)
Biological process (GO): transcription initiation at RNA polymerase II promoter
Cellular component (GO): transcription factor TFIIE complex
Molecular function (GO): TFIIH-class transcription factor complex binding
Source: RefSeq, a predicted model, not a curated record
AUGUCGCGCCUCGACCGCGAAGCCGACGCCUUCCGCGCCUCCAUGGCCGCGGCAGCCUCCAAGCUCACGGGCACCACUGGCACCUCGGCCAUGUCCUCGGCCGUCAAGCGCAACCUCGCACCCCCCUCGCCAUCGCCCUCUGUCGGAUCAACCACCUCGGCGGCGGUGGGCACCCCCUCCCGCCGCGACCGCGAGCUCCCCGGCACGAACAUUGUGUACUCGCAACCCGCCGUCACGGGAACAGGCGACAGCGUCAUCUCCCAAAUGGCCUACGCCGUCACCUGGCUUAGGGGCAAGGACGAGCCGCAGACCUACCACGAUGUCCUCUCGUACCUCAGCGCCACGGGCCGGUCAGAUUCAGAGCAGGAGUUUUUUGUGGAACAGAUGCGUCGCCAUCCGCAGAUUCAAUGGAUCCCGGACCCGAAUCUGAGCGAGCAGACGUGGAAGACGGGGACGUAUAUCCACCGGCCCACCAUCCCCAACGUGAGGAACAAGACGCAGUUGAUUGCGUACCUGCAAAAGAAAACAGAUGCGUCUGGGGUCAGCGUCAAGGACUUGAAGGACGGCUGGCCGGAUUGCGAGCCGGCGAUUACGGAGCUCGAGAGGGAGCAUAAGGUGCUGGUGAUUAGAGCCAAGAAGGACGGGGCGGCGAGGAUGGUUUGGCUGGACGAUCCGAGUUUGUUUCACGAGGUGGAGCCGGAUCUGGUGAGGGCGUGGAGCAGGGUUGAGCUGCCGGCGCUGGAUGUCAUUGCGCAGAAGCUGAUACAGGCGGGGCAGAAGCCGGCGAGUGAGGAUCCGAGGUUGAAGGCGGAGAAGAUGCCGAAGGUGGAGAAGAAGAAGAAGAGGGCGGCGAGGAAGGGGACCAAGAGCACGAAUACGCAUAUGGAGCAUUUGUUGAAGGAUUAUAGUCACAUGAAGAGGUAG